GGGGGGGGGGGGGGGGGUACGUUGAGGCUGCAGCAGCAAAGCAAUCGAGGCAAUGGCGGCACAACGACUCCCGAGUGGCGAGAAGCUGCAGGCGCUGAGGGACACCGCCAAUCGCCUGCGAAUCCACUCCAUCCGAGCGACCUGCGCCUCCAACUCGGGCCACCCAACAUCAUGCUGCAGUGCUGCAGAGAUAAUGUCCACGCUCUUCUUCUACGGCAUGAAGUAUAAGGCGGAUGACCCCGGCAAUGUCAAUAACGACCGCUUUGUGCUAUCCAAGGGACAUGCUGCGCCCGUGCUGUAUGCCACCUGGGCUGAGGCUGGAUAUAUCGCAGAGUCGGACCUCUUGAAUCUCCGCAAGAUUGACUCUGAUCUGGAGGGACAUCCUACACCUAAACUUUCGUUCGUGGAUGUGGCGACGGGCUCCCUGGGUCAAGGGCUUGGCGCUGCCUGUGGGAUGGCUUACACUGGGAAGAACUUCGACAAAGCCAGCUACCGCGUCUACUGCCUCCUUGGCGAUGGGGAAUCAUCGGAGGGCUCUGUGUGGGAGGCCAUGGCCUUUGGUUCCCACUACAACCUGGAUAACCUGGUGGCCAUCUUCGACGUGAACCGCCUGGGACAGAGCGAGGCUGCCCCCCUGCAGCACAACUUUGACGUCUACAAAAGCCGUUGUGAGGGUUUCGGAUGGAAUACGCUGGUGGUGGAUGGUCACAGUGUGGAGGAACUCUGCCAGGCCCUGCUGACUGCCAGCCAGACCAAGGGGAAGCCCACGGCCAUCAUUGCAAAGACCUUCAAAGGAAAGGGCAUUCCUGGUGUUGAGGAUCAGGACAACUGGCAUGGCAAACCCAUUCCCAAGGACAAGGUGGAGGAGGUUGUGCAGGUCAUCCAGAAGAAGAUUUCCAACGCAACGAAGCUGUGUCCAGAACUUCCCACCGAAGAUGUACCUGUGGUGGACGUGAGCAACGUCAAACUGUCUUCACCUCCUUCCUACAAACUGGGAGAUAAGAUCUCAACGCGUAAGGCGUAUGGGGUGGCCCUCAACAAACUGGGCCACGGGAACAGCCACGUCAUUGCCCUCGAUGGAGACACCAAGAACUCAACCUUCUCCGACAUGUUUCGCAAGGACUUCCCUGACCGCUUUAUCGAGUGCUUCAUUGCCGAGCAGAACAUGGUGAGCGUGGCUAUUGGCUGUGCGGCACGCGGUCGCACUGUGCCCUUUGCCAGCACGUUCGCCGCCUUCCUGUCCCGCGCAUACGACCAGAUCCGCAUGGGCGCAAUUUCCCAGACCAACGUCAACUUCUGCGGCUCUCACUGCGGAGUCUCCAUCGGUGAGGAUGGGCCCUCUCAGAUGGCUUUGGAGGACCUGGCCAUGUUCCGCGCCAUCCCCACCGCUACCGUGUUCUACCCCUCGGAUGGCGUAUCGACCGAACGUGCUGUCGAGCUUUCUGCCAACACCAAGGGCAUCUGCUUCAUCCGUAGCAGCCGCCCCGACACGGACAUCCUCUACGCCAACGAUGAGAAGUUUGAGAUCGGCAAGGCCAAGGUGGUGCUGAAGAGCGACAGUGACAAGGUGACGGUUAUCGGGGCGGGAGUGACGCUGCACGAGGCUUUGGCGGCCGCUAAGACGCUCGCAUCCGAGGGUCUGAACGUGCGCGUGAUCGACCCGUUCACGAUCAAGCCCCUGGACAAGAAGACGAUUGUCGAGAACGUAAAGGCCACUGGAGGCCGCGUGGUGGUGGUUGAGGACCACUACCCCGAGGGGGGCCUGGGCGAGGCGGUGUGCGCCGCCGUGAGCUCCCAGCCCGGCAUUGUAGUGCGCCACCUGGCCGUGCCACGCGUGCCCCAGAGCGGGAAACCCACAGAGCUGCUCGAACUCUUCGGCAUCAGCGCCUCGCACAUCGUCGCCACCGUCAAGGCCUUCGUCUUGGGAAACUGAAGUAGCGGCAGGCGCUGGUCAUCGCGCUGCCCACCCCACACCCCGGCUUUGACACAAUUCCUUUUUUUUUUGUCACAAGAUGAGCCACUCUUUGUAGUACAAAGAGGUUGAAUGUACGCAGACCUUAGCGCUUAUAGUAAACUAAGUUGUCCACAUUCCUUGUGCGUUCAGUUUCUACAAUCAGGCGAGUCUUGGCGAAAUGCAGCUGUUGGUCAUUUACCAGUUGGUCUUAAUUUGUGUUACGUUUGUGUAGUUGUGCGAGCACUUGAUACUUUUUCAGAAAAUGUUUGACCCAAAGGGUGAAAUUCCGAUACGUUUUUCUGAACUGGACAGAUUUGCAUCGGACUUGAAAUGACCAAAUAGUAAGAUUCCACCAUUAAACUGUUGUGCCCUGUUAGUCUUCUAGCCCUGCUUGGGGGUGUUUGUGCACUUGCUGUUAUUUGGCCUUCAAAUGAAUAAUUCUUGCCCACUGAUCGGUGACCAAUAAAGUGAUUAAGUAAU
Messenger RNA from Lethenteron reissneri (Far Eastern brook lamprey), 2434 nucleotides. RefSeq names its product transketolase-like. The record is from RefSeq and is a predicted model, not a curated record. NCBI's taxonomy places the organism in Eukaryota, Metazoa, Chordata, Hyperoartia, Petromyzontiformes, Petromyzontidae. Gene Ontology annotation, molecular function: transketolase activity; thiamine pyrophosphate binding.